AUGCUCAGCCACAUUAUCGGCAUUGAAAUUUACAGCUGCUUUGUAUGGGAAAAAUAUGUUGUUUAUGAACCCUAUGGUGUAGGACGUUACAAGGUCCAUCGAUUGGUUGUCAGGCUAUACUACUUCAUAGGAUUUUUUGCUUUUGGUGCAAUAUCUAAUAGGAUAAUAUGCGAUAUAGCUAAGUAUACUACUGGACAACUUAGACCAAAUUUUAUAUCUGUAUGUCAACCCGAUAAAGCAGUUAUAUUUGCUGAAUUUCCAAAAUGUUGUAAUAACAUUUUGAAAUUGCCUGAUGUUUCGACUAGCGCAAAUCGAGAAGCUGGUUCGGCAGGAACGCCAACUAAUCCGGAAAUUGGGAAAUCGAGGGACAGCAAGAGUUUUGAAAGCGGAGAACAGCAGUCACCUCAAACGUCUGUAUACGCUGACCACCUUAGAACCCAGCACGUGGAGGAAUAA
Messenger RNA from Enterobius vermicularis (human pinworm), 456 nucleotides. The record is from the annotation of a GenBank genome assembly. Lineage: Eukaryota; Metazoa; Nematoda; Chromadorea; Rhabditida; Oxyuridae.